UACCCAGCUAGCAAGAAGUUAUUGGCCCAAUGUAUAAAACAACAUUGGCGAAAUAUUUGGAUUGGGCCAAUGCUUCUCCAAUGCAUGUACGUUAAGUUUUAUUUCUAAUAUAAUUUAGCCGACGCAACUGUACGAAUAGCACAAACACUUUUUGUGAUACGCGUAUUUGACAAAUACAAGGUUUCCAUCGUUAACGUAGUAUCAAAGAUCUUAACUAGAUUCUAAUCUUUAAAUAUAAAUAUUCAUUUGACUUAUUGUAUUUCAGUUAAGUAACAUUUAUUACAAUAGUAUGUAAAUAUUUUUAUACAAAGUGCAGUUUGAAAAAAAAUAUUUUUCAUGCACUGAAAAAUUAAAAAAAAUUGUUGUUAUAAAAAGAAAAUAAAUAAAUAAAAGUGAAGUAAAUGAAAAAAUAUAUGCCAAUUUUUUAUUGUAAAUAAUUAUUAUAUAGAAAAUGGAUAGCUAUACAAAAGAUUAUUCAUACUCUUCUAUUCGUCGAAAAGCUAAAAAACAAGCUGAACUUGAUUUAAAUACAGUAUAUAAUAAUCUUCCUGCCCGUACCAAUUUUUGUGAUGUCAAGCAGCUAGUUCAGCAGGAAGAUAUAACUUUAUUAAAAGAUGAACAAGUUUUUUUUAAAAAAAUUACAUCAACUAAUACCCAGACAACAGAUUUUAAUUUACAGAGUAAUUUUAGUUCUGAAACAAUCAGAGAUUUAAAUUUUGCUAAUGAUAAUGUCAAUGAUAUUGAUUCGGAGGAAAAUAACUAUGUUUCAUCUAGCUCUGAUAAUCAAGAUGAAAAUUUUGAUGGUGAAAUAAACAACAUACUUCGCGAUUGGUCUCUGCAAUAUAAAAUAACCCAUGUGGCACUUGCAUCACUUCUAUGCAUUCUUAAACCAUAUUUCCCAACUUUACCACAACAUCCAAGGACAUUAUUAAAGACACCUACAAUAUUUGAAGUUAAAAAACUAAAAAGUGGAGGAGAUUAUUGUCACAUUGGACUUGAGAAUGGUUUAAAAAACUGCAUUAAUGAUUUGUUUAUACCUGAGAAUACAAACAUCCACUUGCAAAUUAACAUAGAUGGGUUGCCUCUUUUCAAUAGCUCUGGUGUCUCAGUAUGGCCAAUACUUUGUAUUAUCAAGAACUUCAGUAUGAAAGAACCAUUUGUUGUAGGAAUAUAUAGCGGAAAAGAAAAACCACCAAGUGCAGCAGAGUUUCUUGAAGAGUUUGUUGAAGAAACUAAACAUUUAGUAGAUAAUGGUUUUCUGUUUAAUAACAAAAGGUAUUCUGUUAAAAUUCAUUCAUUUAUCUGUGAUGCACCUGCUAGAGCAUUUGUCAAAGGUAUAAAAGGUCACUCUGGUUAUAAUUCAUGUGAAAAAUGCACAACAAAUGGUGAAUAUGAUGGCAAAUUAAUUUAUCCUGAAACCAAUGCACCACUACGAACAGAUUUAUCUUUUUUUCAUAUGAUUGACAAAAAACAUCAUCUCUGGGAGUGUCCUCUAAAACUGUUGAAUGUUGGUUUUGUUAGUCAGUUUGGUCUAGACUAUAUGCAUCUGGUUUGUUUAGGAGUCAUGAAGCGAUUGAUUCUUUAUUGGAAAGACCCAAAAGGCCCUUUGCACGUUUGAAUUGGUACACGUGCAAUGGAUCAGUUGUCUAAUAGUCUAAAUUCCUUAUCACAAAAUAUUCCUUCUGAAUUUUCAAGAAAGUGUCGUUCUGCUCAUGAAGUUUUACGCUGGAAAGCUACUGAAUUUCGUCUUUUUUUACUGUAUCUGGGCCCAUAAGUGCUCUCAAAUGUUUUAUCAUUGCCUUUAUACAAUUAAUAUCUGCUGUAUUAAGAAAUGUUCAGUAAUGUAUUUAUAGUAAUUUUUUCUUUAGGGGAGAAUAUAAUAAUGGAUUCAUCAGGUAAUUAAAUUUUAUAAUAAAAUUUUUUUGCAAUGAAUCAUAUUUGCUUUCAAGAUGCAUGGUUUGUUUUUCAGUGAAUAAUAUGUAAUGUUUAUUUUAUUAUUAUUACAAUGUUUAAAUGCUUAUUGGUUGUUUAUGAUUUUAAUAUAAUACUUAUGAUUUGUAAGAUUGUAAUAUUUAUUUUUUAUAGUUUCGAAAUUGUUAUAUUUGUAAAAAACACAUAUUAUAAACAUGUUAUAUAUGUACAAAGCACAACUUUUCUUUGGCAUCACAUGUGACAUUGUCAUCCUGUGAAUUUGUUUUAACGGUUGUUUAUGAAUAUUUAAUGGGGAAUAAAUUUAUAAUAAAGUAGCAAUUUAUAACAUUAUUAUAAUUGGUUGUAUUUAUACUAGUAUAAUAUACAAAGUUUUUAUGCAAUAUCUUUGAUAAGUUUUCAAUGAGUUGUUUUGCAUAAUCAUUCCUUAAAACUAACAUAAUAAACCUUUUAAUUGAUCUUUUUUUUAGCAAGUUGUGAGAUCGCUUUCCCAGAAAAAAGAAAUCAGGAGUUAAAUAUGUCUGAUGAAGAAAAUGAAGAUUUCACGAUACAUUCUUGCACAGCUAAAUCACCAGAAACUGACAAUUUGAUUGAUCAAGCUCAGCCAAAUUUUAGUUUGUAUUCCCAAUUUAAAAGCAUCACUAAUUCAUCUCCGUCAACCCCAAAUGCAAUCUCAGGAAUACUUCCAAAAGAUCUGCAUGUGAUUCUAAGCAGACUUGCAUCAAUAGAGACAAAGCAGGGCAUGCAUUCACAAAUUUUGAAUUCAAUCCUUAAUGCUGUAACUCAGCAUAAAAGUUAUGAUACUUUGUCUGAAGGCAUUAAAAGAUUUUGAUAAGAAACUAAAAGAAAAUAGCACUUUCAAGUUAUUAGUUAAUCAUCUUGCUCAAAUUGGUGGAAGAAAUAUUGGUGAUACAACGCGUAGAUUGUUAAGAACACUUUUCUCAAAAGGGUUAUCGUUGCAAUUAAACUUUGCCGGUAGGAUUGGAAAAGUUGGAAUCGGCAACAUGAAAAUAACUUCUCUUAUUGUCAGUGUUGUUAAGAAGAACAAGUUAUUGAGUGACGUCACUACUUCAAGUGUUGAACAACUUGUAAAGAUUUGGCUUAGGCAGUCCUGCGACCGCGAAGGAGGCAGAAAUGAUCCAGAACGAGGAAGUAAACGAUCACUCCAAAAAAAUUUUAUUCGAGACAAUCAAUUGUUAUAACUUAUAGUAAAAAUUAUAUAGUUUAACGGUUUAUUCUGAUGAAAUAUUUAAGCAUACGUUAA
Hydra vulgaris (swiftwater hydra) is the source of this 3193-nucleotide messenger RNA. RefSeq lists its product as uncharacterized. NCBI's taxonomy places the organism in Eukaryota, Metazoa, Cnidaria, Hydrozoa, Anthoathecata, Hydridae. The record is from RefSeq and is a predicted model, not a curated record.